AACAACCUGUCAAUUAUAAUAUUUUACACAAGGAGCAUAGCCACAUAGACAAACAAAAUGGACGACUAGCAAAAAGUGCACAGAUUAAUUAAGGAUAUAAUACAGCUUAAAUAUUAAAUAAUUUAUUGUAUAAAUUAUUAUUAUAAAGCAUUAUUAUGAUGACUGUUUUUUAUGGUCUAUUAAACUCUUUAUAUGGUCAUGUCCUCAGAACUUAUAUAUUAACUUUGUUAACUAUGCUUAUGACUUAUAUUAUACCAAAUGUGUUUGUGUUAUUUUUUAAGUAAAUUAAGACAUAAAAAACCUAUUGCUAUCUGUACUCGUAUUAAAACGAAAAAUUAAGAAUCUUAAGUUUAUUUUAAUUGCAUUGUUCAAAUUAUUAUACAUUUAAGUGAUAACUUUGUGCCUUACGUAUUUAUUUUAUUGUACAUUUUUCAAGUGCCUUAAGAAUAUGAAUCAAAAAGUGUGAUCGCAUUUAUUUAACUAAUAUUAUAUACAUAUUUAUUAAUUUUAACACAACUAAAAUAGACUUGAUUUUGUAAAAUAUUAAAACGUCUAAAAUAUAAUUCAUAUAACUUGGUAAAAAUUAAGUUUCUUUAUUAACAUGCAACAUGUCAUACUCAUAUUUUUAAUGUUUGUAGUUAUAUGAAGAAUUAAAAACAUAUAACAUUGCAUAUACAGUAUUUUGUGUUAAUAGCAAUCAGAUGUUCAGAAUGUUUAAAAAUACCAUAUUAUAUUACUCAGCAGGGGGUAGUACAAUUUAUACUCUUGGAAACUGAGAAGUGACUUAUACAUUGAACCUACUAAGUUUAGUUUGUGCAAUAUAAACAAAACCAUACAAUACAACAAAUAUAAGAAGUACAUAUUUAGAUCAAUAUUUUAUCUUAAAAAUGUAUAGGAUAAGUAGACCCUAUGUUGGGUCAACAUCCAAGUCUUGUUUAUGUUCAUGUUUUAAUAUGCAAUACUUCACAACAUCUUAUGGAAUUUUAAAAAUUAUUCAAAUAAUACUGGGGUCCAUUUGUCAAAGUAUAAUGUUGUUCUAUGGGACGAAGUACAUUCCAACAUUUGGAACAUCGUAUGAAUCAUUCCUUACAACUGUUGCUGGAUGUUUAAUGACAACAACAGUCAUUAGUGUAUCUUAUUUGUUAUCAAAAAAUACCGAAGUACUUGUUAGAUCAUCACUUUUUGAAAUAAUUUUUGGAAUUUUUGCAUCAAUCUGUUAUUUGAGUUCUUCAUCAUUAUUAACAAUAGCGGUCUAUACAUUAUUGUAUCCAAUUAUUAUGACUAUGCCAUUUACCUCUUUAUUUUCAGCAGUAAUAUUGGCUUAUAUAUUAGGAUUUAUUCUUGGAGUUAUAUACGGAAUUGAUGCUUAUUGGGCAUUUAAAUACUACAAAGGAUUUUCAUAAAAAAUAUACUAAGUUUGAUUAUAACUAAAUAAUGUUAAUAAUAAUCAUAAUAAUAAAAAAAAAAAAUGUAUUUCAGACAAAAAAAAACUUUUUCAAAACUUACUAUACUUAUAUUCUUAAAAAAUAACAAAUCAGUGUUGCUGUUCCAAUGAGUUGUUAUAAUAUUUGGAAAAACUACAUUUAGUACAUUUAGAUACACAGGACUGAAUGAUUUAAUCAUAAAUAUCUUCACGAUCACACACAUAUUGCACAAUAUCUUUAGGUUUAUGCAACUUUUCAGCAUCUUCAUCAGGUAUUUCAAAACC
Myzus persicae (green peach aphid) is the source of this 1708-nucleotide messenger RNA. It is a transcript of the gene sing, whose product is annotated as protein singles bar. Gene Ontology annotation, cellular component: membrane. NCBI's taxonomy places the organism in Eukaryota, Metazoa, Arthropoda, Insecta, Hemiptera, Aphididae. The record is from RefSeq and is a predicted model, not a curated record. The coding region runs from base 888 to 1403 and encodes 171 amino acids. The transcript is spliced from 4 exons.